CAUUUUACCAACUUACCAUUUCCCACCUACCUCUUCCUCUUCUCUAUGCACCAGUUAAGUUUUCAAAAUACAUUCUCAAUUCCCCCUCUUCCUCUUCUCUAUUACGAUUGUUCUACAUCAAAACCCUACACCUCUUCCUCUUCUCUACAUUACGAUUGCAGGCUCGCUCGUUUGCUCGCCGCUCGUUUGCUCGCCGGGGCUCGUUCCCAUCGGUGGUCUUGUAUCCCAUAAUCUACAGGGGCACGUUUGCAUUUGAAUCACUAGGUAUAGAUCGACAAAUAUGUCGCGUGAUAGAAACUGGAUGUACAUGAAGAGAACCACUAGUGAGGGUCUCUUCGAUCCGACAUUCCAACAUCAUGUCAACUUUUUCUUGGAUUAUGCAUAUGCUAACGCACCUAACAUUCAAAGAGAACUAAUAGAUGGGGUCGAUGUUUCUAAAAUAAGAUGUCCAUGUGGCAAAUGCCAAAUUCCUCGUUUCAAGAAGAGAUUUGAGGUUGUUGGUGAUCUUUUCAAAAAGGGAUUCAUGGAUAACUAUAAGGCUCAAGUUAUGCGAACCCGAAUGGUUGAUCUUGAAGCUCGGGUUCAAGAAGAAAGGAAUCUACUUGUAUCUCGUCUUGAAGAAGAAAGGGAUCUACUUGCAACUCGUCUUGACGAUGAAAGGAAAGCAAGGGAAGAACUUCAAAAACAACUUCAAGAGUUUAUGAAGAAUUGGCGUUCUCCCUCUAAUUAGUUCUAGUUUUUGAUAUCUUUUUGGAAUUACGUUGAAUUGUAUUAGCUUACGGUUUAAACAUAUUGGAACUUGCGUUGUAACGCAUGAUUUUUGAAGUUAUGUCAUUGUAACUUCGGUGAAUUUUGUAAACCAGGUUUUUGGUAUUGCAGAUUAUUUCUGGAA
Helianthus annuus (common sunflower) is the source of this 892-nucleotide messenger RNA. RefSeq lists its product as uncharacterized. Bases 281 to 730 code for a protein of 149 amino acids. NCBI's taxonomy places the organism in Eukaryota, Viridiplantae, Streptophyta, Magnoliopsida, Asterales, Asteraceae. The record is from RefSeq and is a predicted model, not a curated record. The transcript is spliced from 3 exons.